AGCGAACAGUUUGGCCCCGUUUGUAAAAGGCCGCUGCAGGCGAAGAGAGAAGAGGUGAGGGCGGUCAUCAGCGAAGGGCUCCGGGGCUCGCGGGGGGGGCGCAGGGCAGACUAUCAAGAUCUCCACUUAGGGAAGUGGGAAUCUUAUUUGUGGAACAUUGGGCAGAAGCUUUGCCAUUGGCUGGUGAAGCAGGAGGCAGAAUGUCUGCAUUGUUACACCAUACAGCUCAAACUUCAGAAGACUUUGGGUUAAGCAGUUAUCAUUAGUCUGCAAAUGAUCGUGUUUUCACCUGAUCAUUAGAAACUAAUGAAACACCUUUUAGGUCUUAUGAAUUCAGGUUACACUGUUUUCCAGAUGCCUUGGCAGCUGGUACAGAGCCUCUGAAAAAUGGAACCAAAUUCUCUGAGGACUAAAGUCCCAGCUUUCUUAUCUGAUUUGGGGAAGGCCACAUUGAGGGGAAUCAGAAAGUGUCCCCGAUGUGGCACAUACAAUGGAACCCGGGGACUAAGUUGUAAGAACAAGACAUGUGGAACCAUAUUCCGCUAUGGUGCACGCAAGCAGCCUAGUGUUGAAGCUGUCAAAAUCAUUACAGGCUCUGAUCUUCAGGUCUACUCAGUGCGGCAAAGAGACCGGGGCCCUGAUUACCGAUGCUUUGUGGAGCUCGGGGUUUCAGAGACGACAAUCCAGACAGUGGAUGGGACGAUCAUCACUCAGCUGAGCUCUGGACGGUGUUAUGUCCCCUCAUGCCUGAAAGCUGCCACUCAAGGCGUUGUGGAAAACCAGUGCCAGCACAUCAAGCUGGCGGUGAACUGCCAGGCAGAGGCCACCCCUCUGACCCUGAAGAGCUCGGUCCUGAAUGCAAUGCAGGCCUCCCCGGAAACCAAACAGACCAUCUGGCAGUUGGCCACAGAACCCACAGGUCCUCUGGUGCAGAGAAUUACUAAAAACAUCUUGGUGGUGAAAUGCAAGGCAAGCCAGAAGCACAGUUUGGGAUAUUUGCAUACAUCUUUUGUGCAGAAAAUCAGUGCCAAAAGCUUGCCUGAGCGCCGCUUCUUCUGCUCCUGUCAGACUCUGAAAUCGCACAAGUCAAAUGCCUCCAAGGAUGAGACAGCCCAGAGAUGCAUUCAUUUCUUUGCUUGCAUCUGUGCCUUUGCCAGUGACGAGACACUGGCUCAGGAAUUCUCAGACUUCCUAAAUUUUGAUUCCAGCGGUCUUAAAGAGAUUAUUGUACCCCAGUUAGGUUGCCAUUCAGAAUCAACAGUAUCUGCUUGUGAGUCUACUGCCUCUAAGUCAAAGAAGAGGAGAAAGGAUGAAGUAUCUGGUGCACAGAUGAACAGUUCACUACUGCCUCAAGAUGCAGUGAGCAGUAAUCUAAGGAAAAGUGGCCUGAAAAAGCCUGUGGUUGCUUCCUCGUUAAAAAGGCAGGCCUGUGGUCAGCUGUUAGAUGAGGCACAAGUGACUUUAUCCUUCCAAGACUGGCUGGCCAGUGUCACAGAACGCAUCCAUCAAACCAUGCACUAUCAGUUUGAUGGCAAACCAGAACCACUGGUGUUCCACAUUCCUCAGUCCUUUUUUGAUGCCCUGCAACAGAGAAUAUCUAUAGGAAGUGCAAAAAAACGGCUCCCCAACUCCACCACAGCUUUUGUUCGGAAAGAUGCCUUGCCACUGGGAACCUUUUCCAAGUAUACUUGGCAUAUCACUAAUAUCCUGCAAGUUAAACAAAUCUUAGAUACCCCAGAGAUGCCCUUGGAAAUCACCCGUAGCUUUAUCCAGAACCGAGAUGGGACUUAUGAGCUAUUUAAGUGCCCUAAAGUGGAAGUAGAAAGCAUAGCAGAAACCUACAGUCGUAUAGAAAAACAACCAGUGCUGCGACCCUUGGAACUAAAAACUUUUCUCAAAGUUGGCAACACUUCCCCAGAUCAAAAGGAGCCAACACCUUUCAUCAUCGAGUGGAUUCCAGAUAUCCUUCCCCAGUCUAAGAUUGGCGAGCUGCGGAUCAAGUUUGAGUAUGGCCACCACCGGAAUGGGCAUGUGGCGGAGUACCAAGACCAGCGGCCCUCCUUGGACCAGCCCUUGGAACUGGCCCCUCUGACCACUAUCACUUUCCCUUAAGGCAAAACAAGAGAAUAAUCUUUUGCUGCUUAAUUUGCACAUCCCCACCCCUUGACAACUUUAAAUGCUAGUUAGGCACUUAGAUGGCCCUGUUCCUUUGUGAACUGCUCUUAGCUAAGAUGCAAAUUCUCAGUGCUUUCAAGUGGAUUCUGUUGAAGAAAAUCUCUUGUAAAUAGCCUUUUUGGUGCUGCUGUGUACAGUCUUCAUUAUGCAUUGGGCAGUAUUUCUGGCUAGAGUUUAAAAGGAACAGAAAGAAAACCAGCUUAUUUUCCUUCUUACGGACUCAUCUUUAGCGUUUAUUUCAACCUUUUGCUAAUUCUCUGAGAAAUUUGCAGCACUCAGCCAUAUACCAACAGUGUUGGAAAGUUAACACCCUGGUUAGGGCAGAAUGUUAAAGACCAUCUUGGCAGAGUUCCAGCCAUGCUCUUUAUUCUGUUCUCAAAUAAAGCACAGUGUCACUACUUUUUCCAAAUUA
This is a messenger RNA of Nomascus leucogenys (northern white-cheeked gibbon), 2587 nucleotides long. Lineage: Eukaryota; Metazoa; Chordata; Mammalia; Primates; Hylobatidae. The record is from RefSeq and is a predicted model, not a curated record.